Molecule: messenger RNA, 4916 nt
Organism: Myotis lucifugus (little brown bat)
Lineage: Eukaryota; Metazoa; Chordata; Mammalia; Chiroptera; Vespertilionidae
Gene: MIA2
Product: melanoma inhibitory activity 2
Exons: 30
Coding region: 191-4348 (1385 amino acids)
Biological process (GO): protein secretion; vesicle cargo loading; endoplasmic reticulum to Golgi vesicle-mediated transport
Cellular component (GO): endoplasmic reticulum exit site; endoplasmic reticulum membrane
Molecular function (GO): protein binding
Source: RefSeq, a predicted model, not a curated record
AACAGAGAGUGUUUGUCUCUCAAGUUAAGCCUAAACACUGACAAAAAAAUGUAGUUAUCAAGGGAUUAAAAAUCCUAAACUUUUUCUUUGAUAUUUAGUAAAGAGAGUGGGGUAUCUCCUGUUUUGGCUGGCAUAUGUACAGUCCAAGCAAUUGGCGUAAACCUCAUUUGGGAUUCCUGCUUGUUUGAGCAUGGCGGAGAUUGGAGUUCACAGAAUCCUCGUUUUGGUUAUUUCUCUGACAAAGUGUCUGGAAGGCACAAAACUGCUGGCCAACUUUAAAAAAUGUGCUGACGUGGAAUGUGAAACUCUAAUAAGCAGAGUUUUAGCCAUGAGAGAUUACAGAGGACCUGACUGCCUAUACCUGAACUUCACCAAGGGAGAAGAAAUAUCUGUUUAUGUUAAACUUGCAGGAGAAAGGGAAGAUUUGUGGGCAGGAAGUAAAGGAAAGGACUUUGGAUAUUUCCCCAGAGAUGCAGUCCAGAUUGAAGAGGUGUUUAUACCUGAGGAAAUUCAAAUACCAACCAAAGAAUCUGAUUUUCUUUGUCUUCUUGGAGUAAGCUAUGCAUUUGAAAAUGAAGAUAGUGAGUUAAAUAGUGAUGGUGGUGAAAAUAUAUACCCACAUGAAGAUGAUAAAAACCAAAAAUCUAGUGUAUAUAACAAUGAUUUUCAGAGAGAACCUGGAUUUUAUUCCGUUUCUGAAAGUACUUGUUAUGAAGACCAGUUUCCAUCAUCAGAGGCUCCUGAUGAUAUCAGAAAAACUAGUAACUCAAAAAAUUGGGAAGGAGUAGAAGCUGGAAGUGUGAAACAGGAUCCUAUUCCAGAAGUGGAUUAUGUCCCGCCGUCCACAGCUGUGCCUGAAGUGAAAGGAUGGUUUGGAUUCAGAAGGGAACAAGCAGAAGAGAUCACUUUUGAAUCAGUUAUUGAACAAGAAAGCUCAUUUCAAAGUAGAAAAAUAGCAGUAGAAGACGAGAAAGACCUAGAGAAAUUAAAUAAUGGUGGGCCUCAAACAGAACAUAAACAAGAACAUGAAUCAGAACUCAGUUCAGUGCCAAAGAAACAGUCCAGAGCAUCUGAGUCAGAGCACAUUCUCAAUCCUCAAGCAACUAGUUGGUUUGGCGGUAGAUUUACAAGUUAUUUAGGUUUUGGAGGUGAGGAAACAAGGCCUGAAUUAUUGUCCCAAGAAAGCAAUCUACCACUACAAGAUGUUCCUACUUCCAUAUCAUCUGAAGAAGAACCCACCGUUCCAUGUACAGAAAUAUUAUCAGAGAAAGAAGACACAGUUACUAACAAUAGCUCAAUUAUUGAACCAAGUUGGUUUGAUUUUGGUUUUAGUAUGCUAGGCUUUGCAUAUGCCAAUGAAGAUAAAACUAUGACUUAUAGUGAAAAGAAAGAAGAAGGAGGUAAAGGAGAGAAACAUGAACAUCCUCCAACAAGUGAAUUUGACCCUGAUAAGAAACAAAAAAUCAAAAUAAUAAAAAUUAUGGAAACUGAAGAUCAAUUAGGCAAGGAAGGAAUUUUAGAGAAAACAGAUGAUUCUGAUACCUUACCAUAUUUUAAACAUUUCUUGCAUAAUUUUGACAACCCUUGGGACUUUCAGAACGAUGAAAAUAAUGUAUUUGAAAAUGAUGAAAGAGAAGAAUUUUCAUUUGAAAAUGAUCCCACAGCUAAUACAAAACUUAUGAUGUUAAAAAGAAGAUACAGCCAGUCAGAUAUGAUCUCUAAAUUAGAGUUACCUAUGGGAAUUCAUGAAGAUUUACACUUCAAAACUCCAUCAUCUAAAAAUAAUUAUGAAAAAUCAAAAACAUCACUAGAUACUGAAGGGCCUACUUGGGAGGAAAUAGACACCUUUGUGGAAAGUACCCUGCCAGUCAGUCAGAUGUUUCCAGCCGAUUACUCUUUGUCUUCUCAACUUGACGUUGUUCAAAAAGAAGAUGCUUCCGAGGGUCACAUUCUGAAAUUUUUAUUUCAAUUCAUGAAUUUGGCAUUUUCACCAAUUGCAAUUCUUACAGAAAGGGUUGUGGCAGCAUUGCCUGAAGAUAUGAGAGAAGGUUCUAAUCCCUAUGGUUUUCCAUGGGAAUUGCUGGUAUGUGCAGUGAUUGUUGGAUUUUUUGCUGUUUUCUUGUUUCUGUGGAGAAGCUUUCGAUCGGUUAGAAGCCGGCUUUAUGUGGAAAGAGAGAAAAAGCUUGCUGUGGAACUUUCUACACUAAUGGAAGAAAAAUGUAAACUACUUGAAAAAUUUAGCCUUGUACAAAAAGAGUAUGAAGGCUUAGAAUCAUUAAAGGAUUCCAGCUCUGAGAAGGAGUCAACAGAAGCUCAAAAUUUAGAGUUUGUUGAAGAAUCACAAAUAUCAGAGGCAAUCUGUGAAAAGCUGAACAGUUCCAAAUCUGAAUGUGAGGAUGAAAUAGACUUUCUAGAAAAGGAGUUAAAGGAAGAGAAAUCUAAACAUUCUGAACAAGAUGAAUUGAUGGUGGAUAUUUCGAAAAGGAUACAGUCCUUAGAAGAUGAAUCAAAAUCACUCAAAUCACAAGUAGCUGAAGCCAAAACAACCUUCAAAAUAUUUCAAAUGAAUGAAGAACGACUUAAGAUAGCUAUAAAAGAUGCUUUGAGUGAAAAUUCCCAACUUCAGGAAAGCCAGAAACAGCUUUUACAAGAAGCUGAAGAAUGGAAAGAACAAGUGAGUGAACUUAAUAAACAGAAAAUAACAUUUGAAGACUCCAGAGUACAUGCAAAACAAGUUCUAUGUGAUAAAGAAAAUCAGAUCAAGUCUCUGACUGAACGCUUGCUAAAAAUGCAAGAUUGGGCUGCUGUGCUUGGAGAAGACAUAACAGAUGAUAACUUGGAAUUGGAAGUGAAGAGCGAGUCAGAAAAUGGUGCACUCUCAGAUAAUGAACCAAAAGGGGCUUUGAGGAAGCUGAUUCAUGCUGCUAAGUUAAAGGCUUCUUUAAAAACCCUAGAAGGAGAAAGAAACCAAAUAUACACUCAAUUAACUGAAGUAGAUAAAACAAAGGAAGAUCUUACAGAGUGUAUUAAAAAUAUCCAGACUGAACAAGCAUGUUUGCAGCCAGAAAAUGAACAUCUUGAAAAUGAGAAUCAAAAGCUUCAGCACAAACUUAAAGUAAUGACUGAACUAUAUCAAGAAAAUGAAAUGACACUUCAUAGGAAAUUAACAGUAGAAGAAAAUUACCGGUUAGAGAAAGAGGAAAAACUUUCUAAAGCAGAUGAAAAGAUCAGCCAUGCAGCUGAAGAGCUGGAGACCUAUAGAAAGCGAACCAAAGAUCUUGAAGAAGAAUUGGAGAGAACCAUUCGUUCUUAUCAGGGGCAGAUUAUUUCUCAUGAGAAAAAAGCACAUGAUAAUUGGUUGGCAGCUCGGACUGCUGAAAGAAACCUCAAUGAUUUAAAGAAAGAAAAUUCUUACCUCAGACAAAAAUUAACUGAAACAGAGAUUAAAUUUGAACUUUUAGAAAAAGAUCCUUAUGCAGUUGAUGUUCCAAAUACAGCAUUUGGCAGAGAGCAUUCCCCAUAUGGUCCCUCACCAUUGGGUCGACCUUCAUCUGAAACGAGAGCUUUUCUCUCCCCUCCACCUUUGUUGGAGGGUCCACUCAGACUCUCACCUUUGCUUCCAGGGGGAGGAGGAAGAGGCUCAAGAGGCCCAGGGAAUCCUCAGGACCAUCUGAUUACUAAUGAAAGAGGAAAAUCAAGCUACGAUAAGUCAGCUGAUCCUCACAGGGAACCUUCUGACACUGGGUCCCUUUCACCUCCAUGGGAACAUGAUCGUAGGAUGAUGAUUCCUUCAUCCGGCCAACCUUAUUCUGAUCCAGCUCUUCCUCCACAAAGGCAAGACAGAUUUUAUUCUAAUACUGGUAGACUCUCUGGACCCGCAGAACUCAGAAGUUUUAAUAUGCCAUCACUGGAUAAAGCAGAUGGGCCAAAGUCUUCAGAAAUGGAAUCCAGUGGAAAUGAUAGCAAAGACGAUCUUGGUAAUUUAAAUGUGCCUGAUGCAUCUCUCCCCACCAAAAGUGAAGCAGCUGGCCCUGGCUUUGCUCCUCCAGUCAGAGGCCCAUUGUUUCCAAUGGAUGCAAGGGGCCCGUACCUGAGAAGAGGCCCUCCUUUUCCUCCACUUCCGGGAAGCAUGUAUGGCGCUUCCCAUGAUUAUUUUCCUCCAGGAGACUUUCCCGGUCCACCACCACCUCCAUUUGCAAUGAGAAAUGUCUACUCACCGAGAGCUUUUCCUCAUUAUCUUCCCCCAAGAGCUGGAUUUUUCCCUCCACCCCCUUCCUCACAUCCUGAAAGUAGAAGUGAGGUCCCAUCAGGGUUGAGUCCACCUUCAAAUGAGCCUACUACUGAGUGAACAUCCAGAACCACAAGAAACUUGACAAUAUUUUUGGUCUCUCUUCAAAAGCAAUUAUUUUUCUUUAUUUUAUUUUUUUAAUUAAAACAAUUGGGGUGACAUAAGAUUAUAUAGGUUUCAAGUGUACAUUUCUAUGAUACAUGACUAUCAAAAGUAAUUUUGAUUUCUCUCAUUUUCAGUUUAAGUAACAGCUGUUACUUAAGUGACUAUACUUAUGCUCAAAUUGGAGCUUAUGGAACUACAUUCUCAGGAUAGUAUUUUGUAAAUAAAGAUGAUUUAAAUAUGAAUUUCAUGAGUAAAUUAUUUCCAUUUUAUUUUAUUCUACAUAGUAUAAUUAUUUUAAUUUGGUUAACGAAUCCACUAUCACAUAAACAAUAAUGGGAGUUUCCUUUAUGUGAUCUUGCAAUUGGGGAUGUUUUAAACCCCAAAGGCUGUGUCUUUAUGCCAAGAAUUGCAUUUACUGUGGUUACAGACAAAUGUGAAAGUAAGUUAUACUUCAUUAAAUAAAUUUUAAUUGAUUUAAAGACUUGUUUGACAUUGAUAAUAAAGUCAGCUAGUUUUUUCAUAA